This is a messenger RNA of Linum tenue, 1023 nucleotides long. Lineage: Eukaryota; Viridiplantae; Streptophyta; Magnoliopsida; Malpighiales; Linaceae. The record is from the annotation of a GenBank genome assembly.
AUGACCGGUGGAAGCUGUCCCACAUGUAAGAAGAAGGCUCAUCACCAGAUCGACUGGUUCAGCGAACUCCCCGAACACAUCCUCCGCCGCGUUCUCUCCUUCGUCGAUUCCAAAACCGCCGUCCAAACGAGCCUCCUCUCCCGGCGUUGGAGAUCCGUCUGGAAAGUCGUCCCCGCCCUCAAUUUCGACUCAAAAUCCUUCAACACCGACUCUAGCUUCCGUCGGUUCAUCUCCGAAAUCCUCUCACGCCGUUACGCCGCCGCAAUCGACCAAAUCAGUUUGGAAAUCGGGCACCCUGAGGAUGAAACUGAUGACAGUGACGAAGAUGAUGACGAUAUUGACCUGCCGGUCGACGCCACCCUCUAUCGGAAGCUCUCCAAUUACGCGGCAUCGCACGGUGGGAUCCAACGCUUGCGCCUCGUCGAUCAUGGGAACGGAGAUCUCUGGAAUCAUUUCGUCCGAAGCGGUUCCCCUGCUGCUUUCGGAGUGCUUGGCACUCUGCAUCUGGAGGACUGCAACUGCAAGGCGUAUUGUUUCCGCUCCCAGACACGGAGCCCCAGCCGCGGUCGGGUCGACCCGUUCGCGGGUUUCCCCAAUCUGAGGGAUCUAACCCUAAUGGGAUGCUCCUGGACGAUUGAUGGCGGCGACGAGGAGGAUGAUGUUUGUAAUUACUCCUUCUGCUUGAGAGUCUCUGGGAUCCAAUUGCGGAAUCUCAGAAUGGAGGAUUUCCACUCUCUGUGCAACGUAGAAAUAUUUGCACCGAAUCUCGAGUCGUUCUACUAUGCCGGUCAGUUGAGGCGGCUUGCGUUUGUUGAGUUGCAGCAAAUGCUUUGCCUUGAUCGGGCUUAUGUCCGAAUCUUGGGUUAUCAUACUCUCAAUAUUCCAGAGAAUCGGGAUUCUGAUGAAGACGAUGACUACCUUGUUCCGGUGGAUGUUGCCGUCCAGCUGUUAAAAAAAUUGUUCCAAGGAUUGCACACUGCAAAAACACUUGAACUACAUUUGGAUACCUUCAAGGUAAUCUGA